Pelagomonas calceolata is the source of this 1454-nucleotide messenger RNA. The record is from the annotation of a GenBank genome assembly. Lineage: Eukaryota; Pelagophyceae; Pelagomonadales; Pelagomonadaceae.
UGAGCCUCCACAGCACCACGCGUUCACAGCGCUAGGCCUCACGCUCGCAUCACUGGCUUGUCUUAAGAACUGCUAUUCACUGCGCAAGUGAUCAGAGCUGCACUCGCAGCGCGCGCGUGCAUUGCGAUCACCGCUGGCAUAAAGUUGCAGCAGCACAGCCUAGAGUUGAUUAAGCACAGCAAUGGCGAAAAAGAAGGCAGCGGCGCAAAAAGCCGCGACGCCGGUCACGGUCGACGACUGGGGCGCCACCGCGGCUGCGCCGGCCAAGAAGAAAAAAGGUGGCGGCGGCCUCAUGAAAAUGGGCGGCGUUGUGGUGGCCGCCGUCGCGGUGAUCAUGGCGCUGGGCGGCGGCGGCGCCAAUCCCCUCGUCGACUUAGAUGUAAACGACGAAGCUGCGUUAAGGAAAGUCUUCUUCGGCGGCGAGGUCUGGGCCGUCGCGUGUCAAGAUGGCAGGAAGCCGUUACCUGAUAGUGUCGAGGCCGUGGCGCAUCGCCUGAACAAGGAGAUGAAUUUUGGGGUGGUGGACUGCAAAGCACAGCUGCCCGGUAAGGGCUACACGUUAACGCAGCGCUGGAAGCUCAAGAAGCAGCACGCCGACGAUCCCGUUGUGUUUCUGUCGAACGGGGUCUCAGUCGAACAAAUAGGCGCCCAGUAUUUUAGAUCAGAGUACGACCUCAUCCGAGAACUGCGCUUAUUAGCCUUACGGCGACCGUUUAUGGCCAAGAACACUGAAUUAUUAAGGGAGAAGUGCUGGUCGAAGGCGCGGUGUUUGCUCGUGUUACAAGGAGGCACGCUGGAAGCGCCCGUCGAGAAAGCGCUACAUGCCUUGGCGGGACACCACGCGAGGGGCGGCAAAGGUAGAACAGGUCCCAGCGCCGAAGAUCAAUCACAAGUGGUCUUCGUGUCUAUGGACGCCGCCGAGCAUAGACUACCCUUCGAAGGGUAUGAUUUGGGUGAUGCUAUUAAGCUAAGAAGCUUCGAGGCCGGGAACCACCGGGCGAUCUACUUCCGGAACGUCACUGGUUCAGCUACGUUGAAGGCCUUGGCCCACAAGGGCGCGUUGACGACCGAGGCCCUAGGCAAGUUUCUGGGGACUGUGUCGCUUGACAGUGAUGAAAAACCAUACGCCAAACUAGUAGACAUCAAGAAGGACAUCAACACGCUCGGCAUCUACCGAAGGUCCAAAAAGACGAAGGCCAAAAAAGCGACGAUCACGGGCGGCAAGGACUUCACGGAGGACGCCAAGAAGGCCGCGGAGGAGAAGAAGAAGAAGAAGCCGGAAACCGCGGAAGAGCUCAAGGCCGCGUUCAAGGAGCAGCAGAAGCGCGAGCAGGAGAAGCGCGCGCGCAUGGACGCGGAGAGCGACGACCUGUUCGAGGAGGUCGACGGCGACUUCGAGGAGGUCGUGGAGGAGGAGGAGGACGAGGAGGAGGAGAUGAUCUAGGGGGCCGGGG